This is a messenger RNA of Anguilla anguilla (European eel), 4559 nucleotides long. Its product is annotated as caprin-1-like. NCBI's taxonomy places the organism in Eukaryota, Metazoa, Chordata, Actinopteri, Anguilliformes, Anguillidae. Gene Ontology annotation, molecular function: RNA binding. The coding region runs from base 200 to 2347 and encodes 715 amino acids. The record is from RefSeq and is a predicted model, not a curated record. The transcript is spliced from 19 exons. Gene Ontology annotation, cellular component: cytoplasm.
UUGGUCUCUCUCAAUUGUCGGUGAGGCCGGCGGGCGGAUCCCACAUAAUAUAGAAAUAAGAAGAUAAAGUAACUUAGCACAAGCCUAGGAUUUUUUUUUAUUUCUUAAACGAAUACUUUGAUCCUUUGUGGACUCAUAGAGCCGAAAAGAUAUUUCUCCGCCUCAUCCCUGUUCUCUCCACGCUCCCCCGUGUCCACAGAUGCCCUCAGCGAUGAUUGGCAACAGGACCGUUCAGUCCUCAAGCCCAGACGUGGGGUCCGCUCCUGUCCAGUUCACCAUCGCAGGCCAGUCCUCCGGAGCCCAGACCGAGGCCAUGAAGCAAGUGUUAGGUGUCAUCGACAAGAAAGUCCGAAACAUGGAAAAGAAAAAGGGCAAGCUGGAUGACUACCAGGCUAAGAAAAACAGAGGAGAACGCCUCAAUCAGGACCAGCUGGAAGCCUUGGCCAAGUUCCAGGAAGUGACCAAUAACCUGGAGUUUGCUCGGGAGCUGCAGAAGAGCUUCCUCGCGUUGGGCCAGGACAUCCAGAAGGCGGUGAAGAAGGCUGCGCGGCGGGAGCUCCUGCAGCGGGAGGAGGCGGAGCAGAAGAGGCUGAAGACCGUGCUGGAGCUGCAGUUCCUAUUGGACAAGCUCGGCGACGACUGCGUCCGGGCGGAGCUCAAGCAGGGGGUUGGCUCCUCCCACCUGCUCACGGACGCCGACCUCGCCGCCCUCGACGAAUUCUACAAGCUGGUGGGACCCGAGAGAGACCAGAGCAUCAGGCUGGCUGACCAGUAUGAAGAGGCCUCUCAGCACUACUUGGAGCUGCUGGAGGGGAAGGACAAGGCCGUGGCUGGAACCACUUAUAAAGCCCUUAAAGAGACCCUGGAUAAGCUGCUGUCCAGCGGCUACUUCGACAGAGCUCACUCUGACGGAGCGCACCAGAACGGACUGUGUGAGGAAGAGGAGGAGGAAGAACAGCCAGCAGCAACAGAGUCGCCUGAGGCAGAGGAGCGGCCUGCACAGCCAGAAGCUGAGGCUGCUGAAGAGUACACAGAGCAGAUCGAGGUGGAGUCCACCGAGUUUGUAAACAGACAGUUCAUUCCAGAAGCUUCCUACGGCAGCGAGACGGAACAGAGGGACGAGUGGAGCUCAGAAGCGGAGAUGGUCAGUGCCAUCCAGCAGCAGCAGGCUCCACCCACGCAGUCGGCCCCGCCCCCCGUGGCCCCGGAGCCCCACCCACUGCAUUCGGCGAGCCCUGUGGCCCCUGCCGAUCCCGUGGUCAGAAAGCAGGCGGUGCAGGACCUGAUGGCUCAGAUGCAGGGUCCUUACAACUUCAUGCAGGAUUCCAUGCUGGAGUUUGACGGACAGGUGCUGGACCCGGCCAUCGUGUCGGCGCAGCCAAUGAAGGCGGGGCAGAGCAUGGAGCUCCCGCAGAGGGUGUGCCCUCCAGUUCACCCGGAGUCCCGGCUGACGCAGCCCGGUGCCGUGCCGGUCCUGACCGAGACGACGCAGGUCCCCAUGGUCUCCUCCACACCCGAAGCGUUCUCUACAGUAGCCCCCCUUUAUCAGCCCCCCCUCGCCACAGACCCUCGGCCGCAGACGGACCCCAUCGACCCCAUUCAGGCCUCCAUGGCGCUGUCGGCAGAGCAGCCCCCCGCCCCCUCGCCCCUGCCCUCCGCAGCGCAGACCCAAGCGUACCAGCCUGUCUCCAAACCCCUCCACAGCGGCGGCAUCAACGUCAACGCCGCGCCCUUCCAGUCCAUGCAGACGGUUUUUAACCUGAACGCCCCGGUCCCCCCCGCCGAUGAGACGGACCCCCUGAAGCAGCCGGGGCAGUACCAGGGCGGGUACGCUCAGGGCUUCAGCGCUCAGACACAGCACGCCGUGGACCCCCCCGAAAUUCAGCCCGACCAGCUGCAGUCUGUUGUUGGUGCCUUCCACAGCCCAGACCAGUCCCUCCCCAGCGCGGGGGGGCCCCAGGCCCUGUCCCAGCAGGCUCAGCAGCAGGGGGCGGCGUUCGGCCGGCCGGGACAGUCCUUCUACAGCAACAGGGCCAUGACCCGGGGGAGCCCCCGAAACUCCCGCGGCGUCCUCAACGGCUACCGGGGCCCCGCCAACGGGUUCAGAGGCGGAUAUGACUGCUACCGGCCUCCCUUCUCCAACACGCCCAGCAGCACGUACGGCCAGCCCCAGUUCAGCUCCCCCAGGGACUACCCCAACAACGGCUACCAGAGGGACGGGUACCAGCCCAACUAUAAGCGUGGAUCUGGGCCGGGUCAGGGCCCUCGAGGUUGCUCUCGAGGUCGAGGGGGUCCAUUCAGGCCCAGCAGGGGGAUGUCCCAUAUGACAGCACAGCAGGCCAACUAACCCCCAAAAUCUCCUUAACCCCCCCCCCUCCCCCUCCCCCUUUGCCUCCUACCUCCCACCCCUUGCACCCAAGAACUCCCCCCACCACCUACAGCCUAUCCAGUAUUGGCCUCUGUACUGAAGCCCUGAUAGUUCUCCUUAUUCCAAUGUGUAGGGGCACUCCAAAUUCCCUCGCCCCCCCCCUAAAAAAAGGACAUGGUGAACUGCAUGAAGGGGGGCAAAAGCUUGAAGUCUGUGAAGCCAUAACCCCCCACCCCAGGUGUCUGUUUUUUCCAGCCCAAAGCUUUCCCAUCAUCCUUUGCUGUUUGUAGCCUUAAAGAACACCGACCUGGCAGCGGGUGACUCCUGUGCCUUUGCUAAUGGCCGAAGCGCGGCGCGAUGCUAGCUAUCGUCAGCUGUACCGGGAGCAGGUUUGAGUGCCGUCUCGCCUGUGGCCAAUCCAAGCGUGUGAUCCUGGCCCCGCCUCUCCCUUGGAGCCCUCUGCCGCUUGGCGAUGCACUGGAGGACGCCGUCGUGGACCACUGUCCCCAAACUGGACUUAUUUACAGUGGACAGACGUUGGAACGAGGGAGUCUGAACCGUAGAACUGUUCACUGUGUCUGUGCUUCUGUGGUGAAGCGGAAAGAGCGGUUUAAUGCGUGACUCGAACGCGGAUAGUGUGGUUUAAUGCCUGACUCGAACGCGGAUAGUGUGGUUUAAUGCCUGACUCGAACCCGGAAAUUGUGGUUUAAUGCCUAACUCAGACUGCUUUCUGAAAGCGCUUGUGGCUCGGAGACAGCACAAGACUGGAAUCUGAGCAUUCCUAAGGGAAAUGAAUCUCCACAAAUAUUCCUUUAUUGAGGGGGGGGGGGGAAACACUCACGCUUUGCACAUUUAGCAGUUCAAGAAGUCAAAACCGCUGUGCUGCUUCAGUCCCUGAGUAUCCGCAGUUUCCCCACCACGACGGCAGUCUUUAGCGGCUAACUGUAGCCCUAGCACGGAGAACCCACGUGGUGGCCUACGUUUUUCUCUUUUUGGUAAAAUUUCAAUACUGAACCCGCAAUUAGUUUUCGUUUUUUCCAACAGACUCAAGCGGUUUGUUCCCCCCCCCCAGCCUCCGGCAUUCGUACUUCAUUUAAAAUGCCGAUGAGUCAGGUUGGAAGAACUCCUUACAACAGUGGUUCUCAAACUCAGUGCCAUGGAGGGCCGUGUGCAUGCUGCGUUUUUAUUCCAGCCUCAGAUCUUGAUUAUAUAAUUAGUUCAAUUAUUUGCUGAAUUAGGGAUGCAGGUUUGCACAUAGUGGUGAUCCGACGUCUAUGGUGGACCCGCAUUGUCCAAAUAAAAACUUGCUUAUAUUCUGUGCUUCAAUGCAGUUACACGCAUAUGGCUGAAUGAGUAAUUGGACUCGAUUAAGGCAGCAUUAAUUGGUUGGAAUGAAAACCUGCAUACACACGGCCCUCCACGGCAACGAGUUUUGAGACUACUGCCUUACAACAUUCUGUACACUCUUUUUUCUGGAAAGAAAGAAAAAAUAAUUGUCACGUUUUCUCAACCUUGGUCCUGUGACGUGCAGGUGUGUGUAUCAGUCCAGUCUUCCUCUUGAUUGAAAUAAUCAUCUCGAUGCGAACUGGCAUCUAUCCAAAGCUCCCGAGUCUGCGGUUUGACUUGUAAAUCUGUAUGGAUGGGUGUUCCCAUGGGGCAGGGUUGAGUACCUGGUAUACAUAUGGUCCUAAUCUCGGAUUAGAUUAUUUUUACCUGUUUUGAGCACUGUUGUCAUCUGCUUUAGACAUAGGCCGAUUCACAGGAGUGUGUCUGUUUACAUUUUAAUUAUGAUAAAUAUAGCCAUAGUUUGGGACAAUCACAUGCGCCUCCCCUCCCCACCAACACGCGGUUGUUUUGUUUUGUUUAUGUGGAUUAACUGUGUUUCCCCCUCUCGUUCAUUAUUACGGAUGAAAAAAAUAUUCACUUAAACAUUUUUUUAUUGAAGGACACUUGAUAGAACUGUGUUGUACAACAACUAUUCAAUGUUUUUCAUGGGCCUUUGGAGACUGAAGACUGUAUGCUUAAAGUAAACAGAUUGUGUCAUUAGACAAAAGUACCCAGGAGUUUUGCAGUGAUGAAAUGUGAAGAUAGUAUGAGAAAUAAGAACUUGGAUGUACUAAUUCCUCCAUCUACUAGCACAAAGUAAUGUCAGAUUACAUGUACGUGUUAUCUUUAUUAACAAACUGCACAG